GUGACGGUAUGUGGGGACACGGCGCGGUGGCUGCGGGACUGACUGGAAACUACUAAAGUUCCUGUGGGAUCAAGUAGAAUUUUAUAAGAACAUAAUGGAUGGAGAGGAGAAAUCCUAUGGUGGCUGUGAAGGCCCUGAUGCCAUGUAUGUCAAAUUAAUAUCUUCUGAUGGGCAUGAAUUUAUUGUAAAAAGAGAACAUGCAUUAACAUCAGGAACAUUAAAGGCCAUGUUGAGUGGACCAGGGCAGUUUGCUGAGAAUGAAACCAAUGAGGUCAAUUUCAGAGAGAUCCCUUCGCACGUGCUAUCGAAAGUAUGCAUGUAUUUUACCUACAAGGUCCGCUACACUAACAGCUCCACCGAGAUUCCUGAAUUCCCGAUUGCACCUGAAAUUGCACUGGAGCUGCUGAUGGCUGCGAACUUCCUAGAUUGUUAAAUAGAAUAAAUUAUAAUAAACUGUUCAUUUUUUCAGUAUUUAA
Molecule: messenger RNA, 476 nt
Organism: Peromyscus leucopus (white-footed mouse)
Lineage: Eukaryota; Metazoa; Chordata; Mammalia; Rodentia; Cricetidae
Product: elongin-C-like
Exons: 1
Coding region: 95-433 (112 amino acids)
Biological process (GO): ubiquitin-dependent protein catabolic process
Cellular component (GO): elongin complex
Molecular function (GO): protein-macromolecule adaptor activity
Source: RefSeq, a predicted model, not a curated record